Molecule: messenger RNA, 3965 nt
Organism: Cyprinodon variegatus (sheepshead minnow)
Lineage: Eukaryota; Metazoa; Chordata; Actinopteri; Cyprinodontiformes; Cyprinodontidae
Gene: fam49al
Product: protein FAM49A-like
Exons: 11
Coding region: 1264-2238 (324 amino acids)
Biological process (GO): regulation of actin filament polymerization
Molecular function (GO): small GTPase binding
Source: RefSeq, a predicted model, not a curated record
ACAGCACAUAUAAAGUUAAAUUGGUUGGAGUAGAGAGGAGAGCUGAGAAUGUAAAAUUUGCUUCAUCUGGCUUAGUCAGGGCAGCUGCUGAGUGGCUUUGGUCCCCCGGCCAAUAAGUAUCCCGUCACUUAUGGGCAGUUUGCGGCUUUCAAUAAGACUCUCUGAGGGUAGAGGAAGCUCGAAUUGGUGAGUUAAUAGAGGUUAGACUUGGCAGAGAGAGUCAGUGGUGUCUUUGCUCAGCUGCUGAGCCGUAAAAGGAGGAUUCUUUGGGAGGACGCUGAAAGGAGCCAGGAAUGGCUUAGCUCAGCUGCUUGGCUCGCCGUCUAAACCAGGUUUGCUUUGUGGUCCCAGAGAUGUGUCCUUAUUGACACUCAAGGAGCCCCUCGGGUUGCUUUCUCUUUGCUUCUCAGUUGCAUAAGAGAGGCUCUUUGCUCCAGUUUCACAUUGGCUGUCUAAACGGGUCUGUUUGUGUGUAUGAGAAACUGCAACCAGAAGCCACAGACUGGAUGUCCUAUUCCAAGAAUGCUGUGCCUCAAUUCCCCAGCAUUCAUGGAUCCAGUGACUAUUAUGCAAUGCUAUCCUCCUUCCCCUUAGACGUCUUUGCACCUAACGGUCACCAACGAGAGUGAGUGCCCCCUGACAGAGAUGUGCUUUGACAAAACAAGGCCAAAGGAGUUGAGAGAGUACUGCUUACUGAAUGGAAUGGAGAAGUGAGGCAGAAAGGAAAGCUUUGGGCAGUAUUUUUGAGGAACCCAAUUCGAUGUCAUGAACUGAAAGACAGAAUGAGUUUUUCCUGUGCAAGAACAACAUACUGUAAAAGGUGACAGACAAACAUCAGAAAGAGCAAUAGGUGUAUAAAUUAGCACGGCUUCUGGUCUGUGAGUGGCGAAAACCUCAACCCUGCAUAGCACCAUCCCCUAAAAACCCAGUGUGAAAAAAGACAGAAGGAACAGAGCAGCAUCUGGGUCGAAGCUAAUAGAGAAAACCACGGGGCUUUAAAUAGAUCGAGAAAAGAGAAGUGUGAAGUGGACUUUAUGCUCAAAGAGAGGGAGGCAGAGAGACCAAGAGCACGAGUUUACAUCCAUCUCCGGAGAGGCGACGAGUGGCAACUGGAGCCACUGUGGGAUUUUGAGCUGGAAUAACUGGGGAUUUACUCACUGCGGCGAUUUGGGAAAACACAAAGACAACCAAGACAGUUGAAGGAGAGACUUUGAGGUGAAACUGAGGAAGAAAAGCUACACUUAGAGGAAAAGAGGGGGGCUCAUGGGAAACCUCCUGAAAGUGCUGGCUUGCGCCGAACUUGAGCAUGGGCCAAUAGUUUUCCUUGACUUUGAACAUGCCCAGCCCACCGAGGCAGAGACGGCCGUGUGGAACCAGGUCAGUGCCGUCCUGGAGGAGGCCCACGGCAUCCUGGCUGAGCUGCAGUCCUAUAACGGCGCGGGGCAGGAGAUACGAGAGGCCAUCCAGAACCCUGGCGACCUUGCUCUUCAGGAGAAAGCCUGGAACGCAGUCUGCCCCCUGGUGGCCAAACUGAAGAGGUUCUACGAGUUCUCCCUCAGACUGGAGAACGCUCUGCGCAGCCUGCUGGAGGCGCUGACCAGCCCACCCUACGCGCCCAUGCAGCACCUGGAGCGAGAACAGGCCCUGGCCAAGCAGUUUGCUGAGAUUCUGCAUUUUACACUCAGCUUUGAUGAACUAAAGAUGACAAAUCCAGCCAUUCAGAAUGACUUCAGCUACUACAGGAGGACUAUAAGUAGGAACAGGCUGAAUAACCAGCAGCUGGAUGCAGAGAAUGAGGUAAACAACGAAAUGGCCAACCGGAUGUCCCUGUUUUACGCUGAAGCAACACCGAUGCUGAAGACCUUGAGUAACGCCACCACCAAGUUCGUUUCAGAGAACAAGACUCUGCCCAUAGAGGACACCACAGACUGCCUGAGCACCAUGGCCUGUGUGUGCCGUGUCAUGCUGGAGACCCCGGAGUACCGCUGCCGGUUCACCAACACAGACACCAUGCUGUUCUGCAUGAGGGUGAUGGUGGGCGUCAUCAUCCUCUACGACCAUGUCCAUCCCGUGGGAGCCUUCGCCAAAACCUCUAAAAUUGAUAUGAAAGGCUGCAUCAAGGUGCUGAAAGAGCAACCGUCCAACAGCGUGGAGGGUCUCCUGAAUGCACUGAGGUACACGACACGGCAUCUAAACGAUGACAGCACCUCCAAACAAAUCAGAGCCCUGCUGCAAUGAAAGAACUCCAGAGGAAAGGGGAAAAUGUCGGAGCGCACUUGAAGACGGAGGGAAAAAGACACCAGAGGCUGAAAAAAGCUGUUUGUUUACAACGGACGGAGAGAGCCAUCUCUGGUUUAGGAGCAACCUGACGAUUAGAAGAAGAAGAAGAAUUUAAUUAUAUAUAUUAUCAGCUGUCCAUCAUUCUGUCUCUCAUUUUGUAAAGUAAGAAAAGAGAAAAAAAAAAGAAGGAAAGCCAGAAAUGAAGAUUAUAGAUAUUUAUUAAAAGAAGUGAAACACAAGCCUCAGAUUAACAGUUUGCUAGGAUAAGAGAAGAAGCUAUAUUGGGAAAAUUAAGGUCAGAACCAAAAUGUAAGAGUAGAUAGAGUUUCAUGUUCUUGCUGUGGUCAGAUGAGUAUUUUUGCACACACCCUUUGAAAAAAACGAUGCCAUCUUCUUUCCCCCUGAAGUGGUCCCUUGAAGCCCUCUCGUUCCUGGUGGAAGUGGUGGCUUGGUAUCCCUCAGCUGCACUGAUUUCCACACGCAGGCCAACGAAGCAAUGUGAUGGAUCCACUCCGGAGAUUUGCUUCCGCCUCCGUCCCUUCUUUCCCCCACAUCAGUACAGCUGUGGGGUACAGGAUGAAAGGAUCUCUAAUUUUUACCCAUCUAUCCAUUUAUCCAUCCAUCUGAUCUGAUUUAUAGUUUUCCUUCAGCACAAAAAACAAAAACAAACAUCCGCUCAAGUAAAUGUGCUCCGGCGUUUAACAUGUUCCAGCACAAAAACCUUCAUCAGUUCUCUGGCCUUACUUGAAAAGCUUCAUAUCUGCGUUUCGUUCUCCAUGGUGCUAAUGUUGCUCAGAUAUCCCAGCCCUAGCUUCUUAGAGAUAUCAUCUGGCUCAAAUACGACACCCAAAACUAAAGAAAAAGAUGUUUCAGUACUGACUAUAUCAAGCUUUUUCCACUAUGUUGAGAGAAAAACAAACCAGGAAAGUCAGUUCUUCUCACAUUUGUUUUGCUGUCCAUUUACAGCUAAAUAAAGCAGAUCCUAGAAUCAAUGCGAUCAACAGCACACUCCUUCACCUCGUGCCAAAAGCUGACUCGUUUACACUCUUAUUAUAUCAUCAAAGGGGCUACAGGGGUGUUUUGUAGCCCUGACAAAUAACUGAUCAUCUUAAACACAAGAAAUAGCAGAAAGAAAUCAGGUAUUUGAAGAGAGAUCUGUGUUCUGAUGUAAAUAAGCGAGGCCUUUCUUGUCUGACAUCUACACGCUCUGCUUGGAUUCACAGCCAACAUUCCCGCCUCCAGCAAGCUAGCCUUCUUUCUUUUACUACGAGCCCGAAGACACAAUUCAGACAGUUGAAGGAAAACGUUAAAAAAAAGUGCUGUACGUUGGAUGUCUAUAGACCUUAGUCUGAUUUAAUUUAUAAUCUAUUUUCUACACGGGGUGUGUGCCGGAGCGCACCCUGUAACACAUACAUAGAUGGCAUGUUGUAAAAGUUCUGACAAGAGUGUGUAAAUAAGGUGUUUCUAUUCAUUUUUAAUUGUUCGGUGAUGCUGAAUUCGGGUAUGUGUUGUCUCUCAGAAUUACCAUGCGUUUGGCUUGGACCAUCAGACUUGCCGUAGUCAUAGGUUUUCAGAAUUUCAGCUUCAUUAUGAUGAAUGAACUAGAGGGAGGGGGAGGGGCUCUCCAUUUGCUUGUUCUUUUGUAUAUUUUGUGCAACAAUAAACCUGUCAUUUAUUACAUUAAA